GCAACAGACAUGCGCAAUGCCUGGACGGUGCUCAAUAAGCAAAGGGAACACCUGGGAUAAAGCAGUGUACGUUGCGUGUGUUGAUGGUAAGGACGCACUCAGACAGCCCCGCUCCUGUGCUAGGUGACGGCGAGCCAGGAUGGCGACGGCGAGGCUGGAGGUGUGGCGGGCGGCGAGGCUGGGGGUGUGGCGGGCGGCGAGGCUGAUGCUGGUGCUGCUCUUCAUGGUCCUCAGCCCAUACCUGCUGCCUCGAGUACUCUUCUACACACAACCCCCGAAACCACAAUUUGCAUCAUUAUCACCUUCAUCACUAAGCCCAUCACCACCACUAACAUUACCAUCAUCAUCACUAACAUCACUUCGACCACAAACAUCGUCAUCAAACUCAUCAUCACCGUCGCCACACAAGACCACGAGACACCACCCAGCCUAUGACAGACUCUGCUACAAGUACCACACAAACCUUCAUGCUGAGAACAUAUGCUGCAGAACAGCCAACUUCAGUGGUUCUGUCAGCAUGAUCCACCAGUGUAUUACCAAGGCCAACGCCCACCCGCUGAAGGUCCUCAGAGGAAAUACCACUAGCACUGGAGGUGUUGAAGUUGCUGGAUAUUAUGCUGCUGAAGGUAGUGAUAAUACUACUGUAGGUGGUGGUAACAUUACUGAAGGUGGUGGUAAUAUUAUUGAAGGUGGUGGUAACGCUACUGAGAGUGGUGGCAGAGGGCCUGCCAGGAGCGAGCACUGGGCUGUGUUUGGCGACUCUCACAUGCGCUACCUUCUGGCCUCUCUCCUCACACGCUUCAGAAGCCCCACCCUCCAGUACCGAUUUGAAGAAAAGGACAAGUGGCUUAGUGCAGCUGUUCUAGAGGCAGAACUUCAUAAGAAAAUAAGAACAAAGAAUAUUGAAGUACGUGACCUGGGAAUUAACUUCCACCUAACCUACUACUGGGAUCCAUUUCUGAAAAUCCUGCCGGAGAAACUGACGGAGUGGGAACAGCAACCUCACCGCUCUCCUACACUCGUCAUAUUAGCUGCGGCGCUGCACUGGAUGCUGGAGACGCAAAGUGUGUACCAGACCUUUGGACCCGAGGCAGCCGUCACCUUGUACAGGAUGCACAUCAGAAGCUUUAAGGACCAGCUCACUCGCCUCGCAGCCAACACCACCAUCGUCUUUAAGCUCCUCGACGACAUAAUGGAAACCAGCAUACCUUACUCAGAGAAAGCCAUCAACACCCAGAGUAACUACCCGCUGUACAACAACGCGGCCAUGGAGGCGCUGUCUGGGACGGGUGUAAUUAUCUGGGACAGCACUGUGCCACUCUCCCGGGCCUACAACGUCCGCUGUAUGACACCACCCCUCCUGCACACUCCACCCUGGCACCACUGGAACUGCCUGGACAAGGCCCAUGUAGGGUACAUCCUCGUGGACCAGUAUGCUGAUAUGAUCAUCAAUGAUUACUGUAACAAAUUCCUAAAUUUGGGCCCAGAAUUUUGUGUCUAGCUUUUGUUCCCCCCUUCUGCUGUUACUUUAUAGCAUCAGAUAGUAUUAAAACGUCUUUUCACAUAUAUUGUUUUUAUUAUUCAAGAUUAUUCUUUUUAGUUAUGUAAUAGAGUGUUUCUUUUACAAGGAUGUAAAAUAUUAAAACAAUCACUUAAGCUUAGAUAAUGAAUUGUGUUCAUAUUUGUUCUUCACUUUGGGAAAUGCUUUAACAAUAUUAGCAAUUAUAAACACUCCUUGGCCAUUUUCUUGGAGUUAAGUGUGAAGUAUCGCUUUUGAUUAACAUAAGUGGUUGCUGAUAACCCCCAGAAUGGUAAUUGGAAAAAAAGAGAAAGAAAAAGAAAAGGAUUUGAGACCCAUACAUUUCUUUCAGUGCUUCUCGAGUGGGAAG
This is a messenger RNA of Procambarus clarkii (red swamp crayfish), 1889 nucleotides long. RefSeq lists its product as uncharacterized. The record is from RefSeq and is a predicted model, not a curated record. NCBI's taxonomy places the organism in Eukaryota, Metazoa, Arthropoda, Malacostraca, Decapoda, Cambaridae.